AUGGUCCUUGGCUCUGGAGUCUAUCGGAUCGGUUCCAGCGUAGAGUUCGACUGGUGUGCCGUUCGCUGUGUGCAGGUAUUGCGCGAACUCGGUUGGUCGACGAUAAUGCUAAAUUGCAAUCCGGAAACUGUUUCUACCGACUAUGAUAUGUGUGACCGCCUAUACUUCGAUGAGUUAUCCCUCGAACGUGUGCUCGAUAUUUACGAGUGA
Protopolystoma xenopodis is the source of this 210-nucleotide messenger RNA. The record is from the annotation of a GenBank genome assembly. Lineage: Eukaryota; Metazoa; Platyhelminthes; Monogenea; Polystomatidea; Polystomatidae.